Messenger RNA from Lynx canadensis (Canada lynx), 2678 nucleotides. RefSeq names its product junctophilin 3 (gene JPH3). The record is from RefSeq and is a predicted model, not a curated record. Lineage: Eukaryota; Metazoa; Chordata; Mammalia; Carnivora; Felidae. Gene Ontology annotation, cellular component: junctional membrane complex; plasma membrane; endoplasmic reticulum membrane. The transcript has 5 exons. Gene Ontology annotation, biological process: regulation of synaptic plasticity. The coding region runs from base 353 to 2617 and encodes 754 amino acids.
CCUCCCUCCCCCUCCCCUCCCCCCCCCCCCCCUCCUCCCCUCCGGUCCUGUCUCCAGCGGGAGCGCGAGACGCUGGUCAGGCUCCGCGGCGCAGCUCGAAAAGGAAUAAUCGCCCCCAAUUGACUUAAAUUCCGCCGAAGCCGGCGCCGCGGCCUCCCGCCGCCCGGGAUCUGCUCGCUGUGUUUUUUCGCUUUCUCUAUUCUUCCUAAAAAAAAAAAAAAAAAAAAAAAAAAAAAAAAAGCAAAACAAAACCAGCCAGCCAGCCAACCAAGAAUCCGGUUUGUUGAUCGCCUUGUUUUUUUUUUUUUUUUUUUUUUCACCGUUUGCGGGAUUUGCAAACCGAGUUACAUGCAUGUCCAGUGGGGGUAGGUUUAAUUUUGACGAUGGAGGGUCCUACUGUGGAGGCUGGGAGGACGGCAAGGCGCACGGCCAUGGCGUCUGCACCGGCCCCAAGGGCCAAGGCGAAUACACCGGCUCGUGGAGCCACGGCUUCGAGGUGCUGGGCGUCUACACCUGGCCCAGCGGCAACACGUACCAGGGCACUUGGGCGCAGGGCAAGCGCCACGGCAUCGGCCUGGAGAGCAAGGGGAAGUGGGUGUACAAGGGCGAGUGGACGCACGGAUUUAAGGGGCGCUACGGGGUGCGGGAGUGCACGGGCAACGGGGCCAAGUACGAAGGGACCUGGAGCAACGGCCUGCAGGACGGCUAUGGCACGGAGACCUACUCAGAUGGAGGGACCUACCAGGGCCAGUGGGCCGGCGGCAUGCGCCAGGGCUACGGUGUGCGGCAGAGCGUCCCCUACGGCAUGGCGGCCGUCAUCCGCUCGCCCCUGAGGACGUCCAUCAACUCCCUGCGCAGCGAGCACACCAACGGCGCCGCGCUGCACCCCGACGCGUCCCCGGCGGCGGCCGGCAGCCCGGCCGUGUCCCGAGGGGGCUUCGUGCUCGUGGCGCACAGCGACUCCGACAGCCUCAAGAGCAAGAAGAAGGGGCUGUUCCGGCGCUCGCUGCUGAGCGGUCUGAAGCUGCGCAAGUCCGAGUCCAAGAGCAGCCUGGCCAGCCAGCGCAGCAAGCAGAGCUCGUUCCGCAGCGAGGCCGGCAUGAGCACCGUCAGCUCCACCGCCAGCGACAUCCACUCCACCAUCAGCCUGGGCGAGGGCGAGGCCGAGCUGGCGGUCAUCGAGGACGACAUCGACGCCACCACCACCGAGACCUACGUGGGCGAGUGGAAGAGCGACAAGCGCUCGGGCUUCGGGGUGAGCCAGCGCUCGGACGGGCUCAAGUACGAGGGCGAGUGGGCCGGCAACCGGCGGCACGGCUACGGCUGCAUGACGUUCCCCGACGGCACCAAGGAGGAGGGCAAGUACAAGCAGAACGUCCUCGUGAGCGGCAAGCGCAAGAACCUCAUCCCGCUGCGCGCCAGCAAGAUCCGCGAGAAGGUGGACCGGGCCGUGGAGGCCGCCGAGCGGGCCGCCACCAUCGCCAAGCAGAAGGCGGAGAUCGCGGCCUCCAGGACGUCGCACUCCCGGGCCAAGGCUGAGGCCGCCCUCACCGCAGCGCAGAAGGCCCAGGAGGAGGCGCGCGUCGCCAGGAUCACUGCCAAAGAGUUCUCCCCUUCCUUCCAGCACCGGGAAAACGGGCUCGAGUACCAGCGGCCGAAGCACCCGAUUUCCAGCAGUGACAUCGAGGUGGCCUCCACGGGGACGCCCCUGCAGCAGGAGAGCCCCGAGCUGUACCGCAAAGGCACCACCCCCUCGGACCUGACCCCCGACGACAGCCCCCUGCAGAGCUUCCCCGCCAGCCCCACGGCCACCCCGCCCCCGGCCCCUGCCUCACGGAACAAGGUUGCCCACUUCUCCCGGCAGGUCUCUGUGGACGAGGAGCGAGGCGGGGACAUCCAGAUGCUCCUGGAGGGCCGGGGAGGGGACUAUGCCCGCAACAGCUGGGGCGAGGAGAAGGCCGGCAGCUCCAGGGGCGUCCGCGGCGGCGCCCUCCGCAGCGGUCAGCCCGCAGACGACUUCCGCUCCCGGAGCUCGGGCCACAGGCAGCCCGGCAACCCCAAGUCCCGGGAGCGGCGGACGGAGUCGCCCCCCACCUUCUCCUGGACUUCCCACCACCGGACCGGCAACCCCGGCUCGGCGGGCGCCAAGCUGCUGGAGCUGGAGGAGGAGAAGUUGAGCAACUACGAGACGGAGAUGAAACCGCUGCGGCGGAUGGACUCGUGCGCGCAGGAGGCGCACCCCCAGAAGAGGCGCUCCAGCAGGGGCGGCGCCUGCCGGGGCCUGGGCGAGGACCACCGCCCCGAGGAGCGGGGCUUCGGGGCGCAGAGGCUGCGGUCCAAGCCCCAGAGCAAGGACGGCGCCAGGCCGGCCUCGUGCACGGAGCCCGCGGUGCAGAGGCUGGAGAGCCUGCGGCUGGGAGAGCGGGCUGAGCCGCGGCUGCUGCGCUGGGACCUGGCCUUCUCCCCGCCCCAGAAGUCCUCCCCGGUAGCGCUGGAGUCGGACGGAGAGGACGGGGACGAGCUCAAACCCAGCACGGGCUCGGCCCCCAUCCUGGUGGCCAUGGUGAUCUUGCUCAACAUCGGAGUCGCCAUCUUGUUUAUUAACUUUUUCAUCUGAGGAGACGUCGCGUGAGCAAAAACAGUGGUCGAUGUACAAAAGGGGGACGUUAAAAAAAAAA